AUGACGCCCACGAAGACUACGAAAACUGAAGUAGAAAUGGUAAUACGAAAUAGAAAAACUGUUAUGAAAGACGGGAUAAUGACAAUGUCGGGCAUCGGCGAGCCUUCGGUUUUCCACGCUUUAGUGGUAAUCUUUUUGGAAUUUUUUGCAUGGGGACUACUCACGAUGCCGAUAAUAUCAGUUUUGAACGCCACAUUUCCGGAUCACACGUUCCUGAUGAACGGUCUCAUAAUGGGAAUUAAGGGAAUCCUAUCAUUCUUGUCUGCUCCGUUAAUCGGAGCUCUGUCCGACGUGUGGGGAAGGAAAUUUUUCCUGUUAGUGACUGUUUUCUUCACAUGCGCGCCCAUUCCAUUGAUGACCUUCAACACCUGGUGGUUCUUUGCGAUGAUAAGCAUUAGCGGUGUAUUUGCCGUGACCUUCUCCAUUGUGUUCGCGUACGUGGCUGAUGUAACGACAGAAGCUGAGAGGUCGCGAGCAUACGGCCUCGUGUCCGCAACAUUCGCAGCCAGCAUGGUGAUAUCGCCUGCACUGGGUGCAUACCUCAUGGACUUAUACGGCGAAGUUCUUGUUGUCGCCGCUGCUACUGCUGUGGCUGUCCUUGAUGUCUUUUUCAUAAUGGUUGCGGUUCCUGAAAGUCUCCCUGAAAAAGUUCGCCCAAGUGGUUGGGGUCCUGCUAUAAGCUGGGAGCAAGCAGAUCCAUUUGCUGCACUUAGAAAAGUUGGCGCAGAACGUACAGUGCUCAUGUUGUGUGUUGCCGUGUUUUUAUCAUACUUACCUGAAGCAGGACAAUAUUCAUGCAUAUUUGUGUACUUGAAACUAGUGAUGGGCUUUGGAGUGGUACAAGUGGCAAUAUUUAUUGCAAUUGUUGGUGUACUUAGUAUUGCAGUGCAAGUGGUUCUCGGAUUUCUGAUGAAGUCCCUUGGUGCAAAGCACACCAUUAUGCUUGGACUCCUAUUUGAGAUGAUGCAACUAAUGUGGUAUGGCUUUGGAAGCCGUACAUGGAUGAUGUGGGCUGCUGGUGUGUUAGCAGCCUUAGGCUCAUUGACCUACCCUGCAAUCAGUGCAUAUGUGUCAGUCAACAGCAGAGCUGACAGGCAAGGAGUUGUGCAGGGUAUGGUAACUGGUGUGAGAGGUCUAUGUAAUGGACUGGGCCCAGCUAUGUUUGGAGUUAUAUUUUAUCUAUUCCAUGUCGAUCUAAAUGAAGAACAUGCAGGAGUAAAUGCUCGACCAAAUGAGGAAAAGUAUGUGAGAAUGGUACCAGGACCACCAUUUGUGCUUGGAGCCUUGCUUGUCAUUUGUGCUCUACUCGUGGCCGCAUUCUUACCUGAAGAUGGAACUGUUGGUGGACGACGAGCUUCCCCUGAUCUACGAUUCGAAUUGGAGCGAGGACGACGCGUAGCUGGUCCCUUGUCUCCGUUAAUGGCUCCUGAGUCUGCAGCUCUC
Brenthis ino (lesser marbled fritillary) is the source of this 1443-nucleotide messenger RNA. Lineage: Eukaryota; Metazoa; Arthropoda; Insecta; Lepidoptera; Nymphalidae. The record is from the annotation of a GenBank genome assembly.